UGAAGCCAUGAUCUUGCGGAUCGAGCACAAGUCGAAGAAGAUUGAGAACUUGCUCAAGCAAUCGAAGCCGGUUGAGGCGCUGAAGACUGCUCUGGAGGGGUCUCCAACGAACACGAAGGAUCAGCGAUGCAAGUCGGCUAACUGGAUUGUGGUGCAUCGAGCAAUGAUGGCCAUUAGGGACGUAGAUGGCAUGUUCUCUUCUCUGGACCCGGAGUACUACGACAUUCUCAUGAACAGUGAAUGGAAAUUUAGUGUAGCAAAAAUUACAUACAUAUCACACAAUUCUUAUGUAUUUACAUAUCUGACACUCAAAUUUUAAUAUUUGGCUACAUAG
Messenger RNA from Phalaenopsis equestris, 334 nucleotides. Its product is annotated as actin-related protein 2/3 complex subunit 5A-like. Gene Ontology annotation, biological process: regulation of actin filament polymerization; Arp2/3 complex-mediated actin nucleation. Gene Ontology annotation, cellular component: Arp2/3 protein complex; cytoplasm; actin cytoskeleton. Lineage: Eukaryota; Viridiplantae; Streptophyta; Magnoliopsida; Asparagales; Orchidaceae. The coding region runs from base 8 to 319 and encodes 103 amino acids. The transcript has 4 exons. Gene Ontology annotation, molecular function: actin filament binding. The record is from RefSeq and is a predicted model, not a curated record.